Zingiber officinale is the source of this 1749-nucleotide messenger RNA. RefSeq names its product tubulin gamma-2 chain. Gene Ontology annotation, biological process: cytoplasmic microtubule organization; mitotic cell cycle; meiotic spindle organization. Gene Ontology annotation, molecular function: structural constituent of cytoskeleton; GTP binding. The transcript has 11 exons. NCBI's taxonomy places the organism in Eukaryota, Viridiplantae, Streptophyta, Magnoliopsida, Zingiberales, Zingiberaceae. The record is from RefSeq and is a predicted model, not a curated record. The coding region runs from base 151 to 1560 and encodes 469 amino acids. Gene Ontology annotation, cellular component: nucleus; microtubule; centrosome.
CCCUCGUCUCCUCUUCCAAGCCCAACCCCUUUCUGCCCCCAUCUCGCAUCGCCACCAAGCAGACGGUCGAGCACUGGCACGAAGCUCGACCGAGAAGAAGCCCUAACCCUAUCCCCUUUUCUUCGGACCACUUGCUCGCCUCCUGCAGAGAUGCCGCGCGAGAUCAUCACCAUCCAGGUCGGGCAAUGCGGCAACCAGAUCGGCAUGGAGUUCUGGAAGCAGCUCUGCCUCGAGCACGGGAUCGGCAAGGACGGCCUCCUCGAAGAUUUCGCCACUCAGGGUGGUGACAGGAAGGAUGUGUUCUUCUAUCAAGCUGACGAUCAACACUAUAUACCGAGAGCUCUUCUGAUGGACUUGGAACCAAGGGUAAUCAAUGGCAUCCAAAAUAGUGAAUAUAGAAAUCUUUACAACCACGAAAACAUUUUUCUCUCAGACCAUGGUGGUGGAGCUGGGAACAACUGGGCUAGUGGUUACCAUCAAGGUGAGCAAGUUGUCGAUGACAUCAUGGAUAUGGUUGACAGAGAAGCUGAUGGAAGUGAUAGUCUUGAAGGUUUUGUAUUAUGCCACUCAAUUGCCGGAGGAACAGGUUCAGGUAUGGGUUCAUAUCUCUUGGAGACUCUGAAUGAUCGCUACAGCAAAAAACUUGUCCAGACAUAUAGUGUAUUCCCUAACCAAAUGGAAACCAGUGACGUGGUUGUCCAACCCUACAAUUCACUUCUGACUUUGAAGAGGUUGGCGUUGAAUGCUGAUUGUGUCGUUGUUCUUGACAAUACGGCAUUGAAUAGGAUUGCUGUGGAGCGCCUUCACUUAAUGAAUCCUACCUUUGUUCAAACAAAUUCUUUGGUCUCCACAGUCAUGUCUGCUAGCACAACUACUCUGCGGUACCCAGGAUACAUGAACAAUGAUUUGGUUGGCCUUCUUGCAUCCCUGAUUCCAACUCCAAGAUGCCAUUUUCUGAUGACAGGAUAUACACCACUUACUGUGGAACGACAGGUCAAUAUGAUUCGUAAGACUACUGUUCUAGAUGUGAUGAGGAGACUUUUGCAGACUAAAAAUAUUAUGGUGUCAUCUUAUGCUCGCACAAAAGAAGCUAGCCAAGCUAAGUAUAUAUCCAUAUUAAACAUUAUCCAAGGAGACGUGGAUCCUACACAGGUACAUGAAAGCUUGCAAAGGAUACGUGAAAGAAAGCUCGUUAACUUUAUUGAGUGGGGCCCAGCUAGCAUUCAGGUUGCAUUAUCUAGAAAAUCGCCAUACAUCCAAACUACCCAUCGGGUAAGUGGUCUAAUGCUGGCAAACCAUACCAGCAUUCGGCAUCUUUUCAGCAAAUGCCUGGGUCAGUAUGAAAAGCUGAGGAAAAAACAGGCUUUCCUUGACAAUUAUCGAAAGUUUCCAAUGUUUGCUGAUAAUGAUCUUUCUGAGUUUGAUGAAUCUCGGGAGAUAAUAGAAAGCUUGGUCGAUGAAUACAAGGCAUGCGAGUCUCCAGAUUACAUCAAAUGGGGAAUGGAGGAAGAAAGCGAUGCCAGUAUAGCAGCUGCCCUAGAUUCAAAACUUGUAGUGUAAAUAUCAAGUUUGGCUUCCCACUGAAAGCUGUCUCCUAUCAAAACCAGGAAGUAUGUUUGUUCACUUCUGGGAGGUGUUCUUGCCAAUUUCUCUCUGAAUGGUUAUGAUGCAAUGUAUAAUGAUGGAUUUACAUGAUGGAAACUGGUAAAUUAACCUUGAGAAGCUCCAUACCUGCUUUCUUAUUUUAUA